This is a messenger RNA of Daphnia pulex (common water flea), 998 nucleotides long. RefSeq names its product non-structural maintenance of chromosomes element 3 homolog (gene MAGE). The record is from RefSeq and is a predicted model, not a curated record. The coding region runs from base 157 to 894 and encodes 245 amino acids. The transcript has 7 exons. NCBI's taxonomy places the organism in Eukaryota, Metazoa, Arthropoda, Branchiopoda, Diplostraca, Daphniidae. Gene Ontology annotation, cellular component: nucleus.
UGGCAACACAGAUCACAUGUUAAAGAAUAAAGAUUUGGAUUAAUGGAUUUCUUUGAAAACUUCCACUCCAGAAGCACCUUUAAGAUAAAGUUCCUGUGUUGGUAAAUGCUCUGAAAGGCUUUACCUAGGUCCCAUUUCGAAACAACCUAGUUUACAAUGUCUCAGAGGAAAUCAACUCCAAGCCAGAGGAUUCCAUCUUCUCAGAGGACUCCAUCUUCUCAAAGGAAUGCAUCUUCUCAGAGAUCUCAGUCACAGCGAGCUAACUCAUCUCAGGCUGUAGAGGAACCAGUUGAUGUUGACAGAUUGGUUGCUGAAGUUAUACAAUAUUUUUUGGUUAUGGAGCAGAAGAAAUUUCCAAUUAAGAGGGCAGAAAUAAUAAAGCUUCUCAAUGGAAUUACCUCAAAGAAUUUCAAAAUUGUUAUUUCCCAUGCGCAGAAAUACCUAUUGGAUGUUUUUGGCUUCUACCUUCAUGAAUUUGAUGAAAAAAGUGGACACUAUAUUCUCAUAAAUAAAGUUAUUAUGCCAAAGAACUUGUCUCAUCAGGAUUUGUCUGAAAGCAACACUGUUUUGUUUCUGACAUUAUCAGCAAUUUUCUUAUCAGAGGGACAAAUUAUGGAAGAUGAAAUUUGGAACAUGCUUAGUAUUCUUGGAUACAAAACAGAAGACUACAAGAAGCUUGUUACCAAUGAUUUUGUUCGCCAGUUAUAUAUCAAUAUUGAGGCUGUACCGCAAUCGGAUCCGCCUAAGCUUACCUUAAAAUGGGGCGAACGGGCAGAGGUUGAAUUUUCUAAAAUAGAAAUUCUCAAAUUUGCUGCUCGGAUUUACGGACAAUCUCCUGAAGAAUUCGGAACUUUAUGGAAUGUGGCUGUCAGAGAAGAGAAGGAAAGGGAUUGAUCAACUCUUUUAAAAAUUCGCAUUCUUUUGUUUUUUAAAUACUUCCAAGAAUUCCACAAAUGUAUAAUCACUUUCGUAUGUAUAAAUGAUCAAAUGUGCGCUAA